AUGACGGUCAACCUCAUCACAACUAUUGAGUUAUAUGGGGAAAUUGUCAAGCGCUUCCCCUUCCGUCUCGACAUUGUUGCAUGGCUGGUUGCAGCCCUACGCGAUAGUAGACUUUGGGGAGCAUCCCGUGACGAAGAAGUUCUGGUUCUUUCUGAUUACGUUGGAGCUUAUAUAUACAAUCUGGCUGCUGGAAUAGUGCCGUGUAAAAAUUGGAGACACUUAUUUGAGCUUCAUCUUGCUUCUGGUAAUAUUUAUGCUGCGAGAGGAGAUGCAACUGCUGCAUACAGAGAAUAUAACAGGGCUUUUCGAGCUGCGUUUGGUGGUGAUGUCACUGAACUCGUAGCAGUAAUCAACAGGGGAAAUAUGGGUGCAGUCAAGAUACUAUGCGCACCGUCCGAGUUGUAUCAAUAUAGUGUCGUGCUUUACGAAGCAAUAGACGGACAGUUAUUUGGAGAAGCUGUAAACAGCGAGAGUCUCCUGCUAGUCGAUAGCUUGCUUGCUAGUUUUUUGGGCUUGCUUGUGAAGCAUUGGACUAUUCUUAAAGAUGAGGUGGAAAAGACUGGCGAUGGAGUAAACAGGGCUUUCUUACCUUACCUCGUAUAUACACGCUUAGUGUUACUUUAUGAACAAGGCUUGCCAGCAUACGAUCCAGUGGUCAUUCGAGAAAUUGCUUUGCAUUUGGCCCGUGUGCUAGCGGACACAUACGGCGGACAAGAAGAGCCGAUAGUCUUUGGAGAUAGGCAGAUUCGAAUCAUGAAUGGUGUGCAAGUCGGCAUCGAGUAUAUCCGAUGGCUUUGCAAGUUUGUUGAUAAUGAAGACUCGGCCGUAACAACAGGAAAAUUCUUGCGAAAUAUGAGUGUAGGCGACGCAAAAAUAUAUUUUGAAGAGCUACACGCUCUUAUUCCGACCAAUAAAGUUAUUGAACAAGAGCUGGCAAACACAUAUUCUGCGUUGGCUGCAUUCAAGUCCGAAAACGACGAGUUUCAUGAAGCUGUUCAGUUAUGUGAAGCUUCAAUAAGAAUGUGCCCCGACUUGCCAUGCUUUCUUCUUCAGUUCUAUAACAUCAAGUAUACACACUGUGACUGGAACAAUCUUGGCGGAAAUGGCGCCCAGUACUUUGUAGAUGAGAAUGGUCGCCUCAAAUCUUCUGGUAGCUGUUAUGAGGGUCUAGUCGAAAGAGUCGUUUCUGAAUUCGAGAAGUCUAUAGCCAACGGACAGAAUUACGGUAAAGGCAUUCUCAAAGCAGUCGGUGGUCCAAAAAAGUUUGUCGAAGACGUUACAAAGUGUCUGCAUCCCGAAGAUCCGCUUCGAAUCGAAUUAAAAAAUAAGGCAGAUCAUUGGGAAAAGAUAAAAAAAAUACCGCUGGCAAACGAAGGUGGAUGGGUUAUUCGAGUAACCGAAAAAGUUACUCGUGCAUUGCAAAGAAAGUGGUAUUACGACAGUUACGGUCGACAGUACAAUGACAUUUUCGGCAGAGUAAAAAGAAUUCGAACUGGUACCGAAGAAGAGAAAUAUAAACGACCCACUCUUCCACCCAUGCUUGAACGACCAGAGCCUACUCCCUUGGAUCCGUUUACGGCGUUUAAUGUUCCAAUGACGGCCAGACAAGUGCGUUUAUGUGCACAUCGAUACGCUCUUGCGAUAUCGUAUGAUGCAUUAAAAGCAGAAUGCAUACCGAAAACAGUAAUACCACCACCCCCUCCCCCAGCACCACGAUUGAAAAUUGGUUACGUUAGCUCGGAUUUGCACGGAAGACAUCCGAUGGCUCAUUUAGUAUCAAACAUGUUUGGAAUGCACGAACGAUUGCAAUUUGAAGUGUUUGUGUACGCAACAUGUCCUAAUGAUGGAUCGAGAUUUAGGAAUAACAUUGAAACUCAACUAGAAGCUGGGCACGUAAAGGAUGUUAUGUCACUUCCAAUGGAGGAACUUGUUCAAGUUAUUCACAAAGACGGUAUACAUAUUCUGGUCAAUCUCAAUGGGCAUACAGCUGGAGAUCGAAAUCAUCUGUUUUCUGCUCGAGUGGCUCCUAUCCAGAUACAACAUAUGGGCUUCUGUGGUAGUUGUGGAGGAGACUGGAUCGACUAUUUCAUAUCGGAUAACCACAUAACGCCAGCAAAUGCCAUUGCAUCGAACUUUAAGAGUGUAAACUCUAGACCUGGUGACAUUCUUGACUCGCCUGAUCCGGAAGAAGCUGACAACGACUGGUGUAUAUAUGAAAAAGUAAUCUUAAUGCCAAAUACUUAUUUUGCUACUGAUUAUAGACAAUCGUUCAACGAUACGGAAGAAAUACCACAAAAAGUUCGCGAGGAUCCUGAGCAGUUAUGGUUGUACGAGCAAGAUAGAAGAUGGGAUUUGCGGAAGAAGUUAUUUCCUAAUAUAGCCGACGACAGUAUAAUUCUUGCGACAUUUAAUCAAUUGUACAAACUAGACCCCUGUACAUUCAGAAUCUGGUGCAAUAUCUUGCAAAGGUCAGAGAACGCUUACUUAUGGGUACUCGAGUACCCACGAGCAGGGGCACUGAAAUUAAUAGAAUAUGCUAGAAUAUGGUGUAGUGAAUCUGUUGCCAAGAGGAUUCUUACCACCGAGAAAGCACCGAAAGACGAACACGUAUACCGCACUAGGAUUGCAGAUUUGUUGCUUGAUAUGCCAAAGGUCAAUGCUCACACAACUGCUGCAGAUACACUUUGGUCGGGUACUCCUAUUCUUACUUGUUCAGGCGAAGUUCAAAAGACUGCUUCACGGGUAGCACAUAGUAUUGCUAGUGCAACUGGUGUGAAAGGGAUGACAGUGACGAACAUGAAAGAAUAUGAAGAACGCGCCGUUCAACUCGUCAGAUCUGUCAAGUACAAAUAUAGAGAAUAUUCCACCAAGGAUAUCCCUAAGAGAUGGCAUCGAGUUGGAGAGGGUGAAUUGAUAGAAAUGAGAAAGAAACUUUUCUUGGGUAGAGAAAAAAGUGCAUUAUUUGAUACUCCUAGAUACGUUAAGGAUAUGGAGAAAGGGUUUCUCAUUGCUUGGCGCCAGUGGAUUAGCGGGCAAGAGAAAAACAUUAUUAUAAAGAAAGAUUGA
Paraglomus brasilianum is the source of this 3066-nucleotide messenger RNA. Lineage: Eukaryota; Fungi; Glomeromycota; Glomeromycetes; Paraglomerales; Paraglomeraceae. The record is from the annotation of a GenBank genome assembly.